CACCGGUGCGCGGUUGCGCUUGACCAAUCACCCAAACCACGCAACCCCUCUCUUUCUUCACAAACUCCGUUCCUCGCUCUGACAUCAGCCGCAAACCCCGCCUUACCGAGAUGAGCCCCACACGCCUUUUGAGAAAGACGACAGGCAUCCAGCACGGCAGCACCGGAAUCUGCACCGCCGCCCCAUCGGAGCGCCACCACACGUGGCACGCACGCACACCCGCGCGCCUCAGGCGUCCCGGCACGGCGGGUCCGCCCAAGGGCUCACGACGACAACCUCUGGCGGAGCGGAAGGCGUGGACGGCCGGGGCCUGCAGUUAUGCAGGCAGCCACCACCCCCGUCUCAGAGAAGCAGGCAGACAGGGGAAGGGCGCAGCGGCUGUCUGGGCGUCCGGCGUCUCCGUGGCGGUGGAGAGUUUAUUGCUUGCGUGCGGUGGACGUGGUAGUGGUGGCGGUGGAGGCGGGCGGUGUGUGUGGACGUGAUCGGUGUAGGUGUGGCGACGUUUAGUAGCGGGAGUGGCUCGGAGCCGAUGUGAGCUUGGCCGUGGGAGAGGCUUUUCACG
This is a messenger RNA of Aplosporella prunicola CBS 121167, 562 nucleotides long. RefSeq lists its product as uncharacterized. The transcript has a single exon. Bases 111 to 482 code for a protein of 123 amino acids. NCBI's taxonomy places the organism in Eukaryota, Fungi, Ascomycota, Dothideomycetes, Botryosphaeriales, Aplosporellaceae. The record is from RefSeq and is a predicted model, not a curated record.